GAUCGACACCACCGGGGCUGUGAAAAGCGUGGCUGUCUUCGCGCGCGCACGGCCACUGGGUGGAGGGAGGAUUCUCCGUUGGACGCGUGGUCCGGUCGAUCAUCCGGAACGAGCAGGAUGACAAUGGAAGAUCGCACCGGUGGCAUCGACCGUGCCGCCCCCGCGACGUCCACCACGGCCACGACGGCGUUAACGUCGUCCAGCCCCUCGUCCAUCACCGAUGCCACCUCCGACGCCUCGUAUCCCCUUCAGCGCGCCAACAAGCGUUCCUUCGACGUGGCGUUCCUCGUCGCGCCCGACGAGAACCUUGCCCGCCGUCAAAGCGAGAAGAUGAGGAUGGCGUCGGCCAGGAAGGAUCGGCCCCGCGAUGAGAUCACGUUGGAGGCGGUCGUAGAUUCGGACAGGUUGCCCCAGAAUUUGACGAUCAAGAAUUACAACGACAACGACGCAUCCGACAGAAGAAGGAUGAUCCACUGCACCGAGAAUUCUCUCAGCCCUCCGUAUAUAUCACCGAGAACCUUGACUCCAACCUUGCCAACGCCUUUGUCACCCGAUACCGACGUUCGAAGGUACGUUUCAGGCACGCGUCUCCAAAAGUCACCCAGCCCACCCUCGUUUCCCACCCAUCAAUCCAUCUUGACCACUUGCCCCGAGGCGGUGGAGUCGAAUCUCAACAUUUGCAACAAGGUGUACGACACCGUUCUACCCUGCCCGACAGACAGACACGGGGAAUCACGGAGCGCGUUCACCAAGGUGAACCUGACGAUUCAGAGGAACGGGUUCACCGACGAUGGCCAGACCUCGCCACGUUCCUCCGUGUCGCCGGACGAUCGCACCGGUUAUCAAAGCAGCGUAAGCCCGCCCGUCGUCCCGUUGACCGCGACCACCGGUUACAAGUACGCCCCGUUCCCCGCUAAAAUGCCCUAUCCUUUCCUGGUCAGUCCCGAGAACAGUCAACCCGGUUUAUUGGAGAACCUCAAGAUACCGCAGAUCGCGCAACCGCCCAAAGUACCGAGUCCAAAGAUGCCGAGCUUCCGGCCGGAUCUGCCGCCGGUUUACCCGAACCUGCCCUACAAUCCGAUCUCCGUCUUCCCGCCGAUGGCAGACGCGCUCACCAGGCCGAGAUUUCUUGCGACGGCCGCGGGGGUGGCCGGCCUUCUGCCACCUUCGUUCGCCGCGUUGACCCUGCCCGCGCAAAACGUCUGCGCCAAGUGCAAUCUUUCGUUCCGGAUGACGUCCGACCUCGUCUACCACAUGAGGUCCCACCACAAGAACGAGAACACCGGCGAAGCGGCCAGAAGGAGGAGGGAGGAGAAGCUGAGGUGUCCCGUGUGCGACGAGAGCUUCAGGGAAAGGCAUCACUUGACCAGGCACAUGACCGCCCACCAGGACAAAGAGAGCGACGCGAUCGUGGACCAGGUCGAGGUGAAGAGGCGCGCAACCACCGUUCACACCAAGUGACGACGGAAAUCGUCGUCGAGCGAGGACGCGAUAGGACUGGGCAGUGGUUAUUCGUUCGAGAAUUAAAAAACGAGAUUCUCUUUCCAGAUGGAAGAUAAAUUCGAUGAAAGAAGGAUGAUGGAAAAGGAUAUAUAUAUAUUAUAAAUAAGGUUUGAUCGAUCGUGUUUCCAUUCUAAUCUUGUUGCUUGAUCGGGGCGAUCGUUGGCGAUCGGAGAUCAAACGCUCUUCCAAUUUUUUAUGAUAACGUCUCUUGUCAUAUGUAGCUCGAUAAAGCAGGAUAAAACGAUUCGUAAUUUAUUCUACCGUUUAGCUCGUUAACCACGAACUAUCCACGAGUAUUUUGCACUUGCCCCCUUUUUAACCCAACUACUUAACGAGAUUAAUCGCAUUUUACAUGGUAUACGUGUAUGA
Messenger RNA from Apis florea (little honeybee), 1872 nucleotides. RefSeq lists its product as uncharacterized. Lineage: Eukaryota; Metazoa; Arthropoda; Insecta; Hymenoptera; Apidae. Gene Ontology annotation, biological process: regulation of DNA-templated transcription. The record is from RefSeq and is a predicted model, not a curated record. Gene Ontology annotation, cellular component: nucleus.